CUCACUUUAACUCCUCUUCUUCCACGAGACUCCCCCGCUCUUCAUCUAGCCUUCUCCGAUGCUCGAAUCCUCUCUCUCUCUCCCCUUCUAGGCUAUCUCCACACUCGAACCCAAAGAGGGAUUGGAUCCAUCGACGAUGCCGCCUCCGCAGCAGGCCUUGGCGGCCAGAGCAGGCGGGAGGUGUAGAAGGGACGGAGGUCCCGUUUGCGGCUUUCGCCCACCCGCAGUGCUGCUUCUCUUCUUCCUUAUUCUGGCCCCUUUGGCGGUGCGCGGCAGCAUUCGGGCGCCGAUCUCGUCCGGCAUCCAGGAUCUCCCUAGCCACACGGGAACCGAUCAGAGAGAACAAGUUGCUGUGCAGAAGCUAAAAUCUAUUCUAACAAAAGAGACACUUCAAAAUGUUUCACAUGCGGAGAAAAGUUAUUCACUGGCCGAAUUGGAGAACAAGGCACUGAUUAGUUCUUUACAGAUUGCAGAUGUAAAGCUUUACAACAAUCCAGAUGAUCAACAACUUCUUGAUUCACCAGCAAAAUUAAUUCGAAGGCAAUUGAGAGAGGAAAGACAUGAACAGAAGCAGAUGGUGUUUACUCAACAAGAUGAUGAAGCAGUAGUUAGGCUUGAAAAUGCUGCCAUUGAGCGUUCAAAAGCUGUGGAUUCAGCAGUAUUGGGCAAAUAUAGCAUAUGGAGGCGAGAAAAUGAGAAUGAAAAUUCUGAUUCAAGAGUUAGGCUGAUGCGUGAUCAGAUAAUCAUGGGUAGGAUCUAUUCUGUACUCGCAAAAUCAAGGAACAAACUUGAUCUUUACCAGGAAUUGCUGAGUCGUAUCAAAGAAAGCCAACAUGUAGUAGGAGAGGCCAAUGCUGAUGCUGACCUACACCAUAGUGCUUCUGAUAAGAUCAAAGCAAUGGGUCAAGUUCUUUCUAAGGCAAAAGAAGCACUAUAUGACUGCAAGGCAGUAACUCGGAGACUCAGAGCUAUGCUCCAAUCUGCUGAUGAACAAGUUAGGAGCUUGAAGAAGCAGAGCACAUUCCUUAGUCAGCUGGCUGCUAAGACAAUUCCCAAUGGAAUCCACUGCUUGUCUAUGCGUUUAACCAUUGACUACUACCUCCUUCCUUUAGAGAAAAGAAAAUUUCCAAGGAGCGAAAAUUUGGAAAAUCCAAAUCUUUAUCAUUAUGCCCUUUUCUCUGACAAUGUCUUGGCUGCUUCAGUAGUUGUAAAUUCUACCAUCAUGAAUGCAAAGGAGCCAGAAAAACAUGUAUUUCAUUUAGUGACUGAUAAAUUGAAUUUUGGAGCCAUGAACAUGUGGUUUUUGUUGAACCCUCCUGGGAAGGCAACCAUUCAUGUAGAAAAUGUGGAUGACUUUAAAUGGCUGAAUUCUUCAUACUGCCCGGUGUUAAGGCAGCUUGAAUCUGCUGCCAUGAAAGAGUACUAUUUUAAAGCUGAUCAUCCUUCAGCAGGUUCUUCCAAUCUAAAGUAUCGAAAUCCGAAAUAUCUAUCUAUGCUAAAUCAUUUAAGGUUUUAUCUCCCAGAGGUUUAUCCCAAGUUGGAUAAGAUCCUUUUUCUCGAUGAUGACAUUGUUGUUCAGAAGGAUUUGACAGCACUUUGGUCUGUAGAUCUCAAUGGUAAUGUUAAUGGUGCAGUCGAGACUUGUGGUGAGAGCUUCCAUCGUUUUGACAAGUAUCUUAAUUUCUCAAACCCACACAUUGCCCGUAAUUUUGAUCCUAAUGCAUGUGGCUGGGCAUACGGGAUGAAUAUGUUUGAUCUCAAGGAGUGGAAGAAUAAAGAUAUAACUGGGAUUUAUCACAAAUGGCAGAAUAUGAAUGAAGACCGGGUGCUCUGGAAACUUGGGACACUCCCUCCUGGACUGUUAACAUUUUACAAGCUGACUCAUCCACUGGAAAAAUCUUGGCAUGUACUUGGUUUGGGGUACAACCCUACCAUCGAUCACUCUGAGAUCGAAAAUGCUGCAGUCAUUCACUACAACGGAAACAUGAAACCUUGGUUGGAGCUGGCAAUGACCAGGUACAGGCCUUACUGGACUAAAUACAUCAAUUAUGACCAUCCUUAUGUCCGGGCAUGCAAACUAAAAGAAUAGGAAGAAGUUACAGGGUUUAUUAUCAGAGGAUAUAAGUUGUUGCUCGGAAGCCAACUCAGCUAGUGAUUGUCAAGGUUCUCCCAGUGACUAAUUCUUUAUCUAUAUAUGUGAAUUUCUUUUUGCCAUCAACUUCAUUUUCCCUCCUGUAUUACUUUCAUUUUUCAAGCCCUUAUAUAUGGAGGAAUGUUUUUGGUGUUUUAUGCAUACGUCUGAUUAUGUAGUGACUUUGUUUUCUAAAAUAAUAUUAUUAUUAAUAUUAUUUGCACA
This is a messenger RNA of Musa acuminata subsp. malaccensis (wild Malaysian banana), 2356 nucleotides long. RefSeq names its product polygalacturonate 4-alpha-galacturonosyltransferase. The record is from RefSeq and is a predicted model, not a curated record. Gene Ontology annotation, molecular function: polygalacturonate 4-alpha-galacturonosyltransferase activity. Lineage: Eukaryota; Viridiplantae; Streptophyta; Magnoliopsida; Zingiberales; Musaceae.